AGCCUGCCUCCUGCGCUCGUACAACGUAUUUUAGCGGUGACUGUGGCUGGGUGGACGGGUUUGGCUUGUUGGGAGUAGCUGCUGCUUUCUGCUGCGUGUUGCUGACUGGAGCAAGCAGUGCACAAGGAGCAGCAGCGACGCCAAAACAAUACGUGUCACACGGCUCGGCUCGGACUCAAACGCAAAGCCAGCUGGAAAAAAACUGAAUAAUUAACCAGGCGACUGCAAACCAAGAUGCCUGCCGUCGACAAACUCCUCCUGGAAGAGGCACUGCACGACAGCCCUCAGACUCGAUCCCUGCUUAGUGUGUUUGAAGAAGAUGCUGGAACGCUCACAGAAUAUACAAACCAGUUACUCCAAGCAAUGCAGAGGGUUUAUGGUGCUCAGAAUGAAAUGUGUUUAGCAACCCAUCAGCUUUCCAAACAUCUUCUUGCAUAUGAAAAUCAGAACUUUGCGUUGGGUAAGGGGGAUGAACAAGUUAUAUCCAGCUUGCAGAACUUUGCCAAAACUGUGGAGGAGCUCAACAUCCUUCACGCUCAGCUAGCUGAGCAGCUUGCAGAGGCAAUGGUAUUUCCAAUGAUCCAGUUUCGAGAAAAAGACUUAACAGAAGUGAGCACAUUAAAAGACAUGUUUGUACUUACCAGUAAUGAGCAUGAUAUAGCCAUGGCAAAAUACAGCAGACUACCAAAGAGAAGAGAGAAUGAAAAGUUAAAGGCAGAGGUUGUCGCUGAAGUAGCAAGUGCAAGAAAACGGCAGCACCAGGCUUCCUUGCAGUAUUACUGCGCAUUGAAUGCACUACAGUAUAGGAAGAGAGUGGCAGUGAUGCAGCCAAUGCUGGGAUACACACAGGGACAGAUUGCCUUCUUCAAGAAAGGAAUGGAGAUGUUUUCUAAAAGACUGGACAGCUUUUUAUCAUCAGUUUCAAAUACAAUAAAGAGUAUACAGGACCAAAUGGACACUGACACUGAAGCUAUGAGACUUUCCCAGCAGGAACAGUUGUCACUUAAUGAAUCAGUUUAUAUUCCUGACUAUGAUGUAGCUUCACCUGUCAUCAAUCGGAAUCUCCUUCAGAAAGCAGGGUACCUCAACAUUAGGAACAAAACGGGCUUAGUAAGUACUUCCUGGGACCGACUUUACUUCUUCACACAAGGCGGAAACCUUAUGUGCCAGCCAAGAGGAGCAGUGGCUGGUGGGCUUGUUCUGGAUCUGGAUAACUGUUCAGUUAUGGCGGUGGAUUGUGAAGACCGAAGAUACUGCUUUCAGAUUUCUAAUCCUUCUGGAAAACCGAGUGUUAUUCUUCAAGCAGAAAGCAAGAAGGAAUAUGAAGAGUGGAUAUGUGCCAUCAACAACAUCUCAAGACAGAUAUAUCUUACUGAUAAUCCAGAGGCAGUUGCCAUCAGGCUGAAUCAAACGGCAGUGCAAGCAGUGACACCAGUUGCAAGUUUUGAAAAAAAAUGUGAAAGUGCACAGCCUAAUAGUCAAACUGCAAACCCUGAUUUGGAGUACACAAAUGCAACAGUACAGCAUCAGGAACCCUCAGAUUCUGUGGAUUCUUUAAUAUUAAUAGAACCAGGAACACCAAUUCAGUUUGAUAUUGUUCUUCCUGCAGCUGAAUUCUUAGACCAACACAGACCAGGAGAUGGAAGGCGCACAAAUCCAUUCGGAGAAAAUGAAGACAAUAGCAAAGUGGAUGAAGAAGACUCACUCCUGAAUCAGAUGUUUCUAGUCCGAUUUUUAGGAUCAAUGGCCGUUAAGUCAGACAGUUCCAAAGAAGUUAUCUAUGAAGCAAUGCGACAAGUCCUUGCAGCACGUGCCAUUCAUAAUAUCUUCAAGAUGACAGAAUCUCACCUGCUUGUAACAAGCAAAGAUCUGAGGCUUAUUGACCCUCAGACCCAGGUUACCAAAAUAAGUUUUGAGCUUAAAGAUGUUACCCAAUUUGCUGAACAUCAAGAAAACAAGAGGCUAAUUGGAUUUGUAGUUCGAACUCCUGCUUUGAUAGAAAAUGAAGAUGAUACAUUGAGUGCAUAUAUAUUUGAAAGUAAUACUGAAGGAGAAAAGAUAUGCUACACAAUAAGCAUUGGAAAGGAAAUAAUUGAAGCCAAGAAGGACCCAGAAGCUUUAGCUGAGCUGAAGAAAUCUAUUCCGCUGAAUAAUGAUGGAAAAUUCAUUUUACUCACCGAUACAUCUGACAACAACAAAGAGAAUGGAAACUGUGAAGAUUCUGAAUCAGAAGCUUAACAGAAAAUGUCACACGUUAAAACAUUAUUGAAUGAAAAAUAUUUUUUUAACUAUUGACAUUUGGGACCAUUUUCAAACAUGUGUGCACUUUUACCUUUGUGUCUUGAAAUGUUAACAUUAGUUUAUACAUGAAGAAUCUUAAGAUCAGCACAACAGUUCAGUUAGUAUCCAUUGUUUUCAGAUGAGGAGUAACAAUAUUUUGAGUUUAUUUUGUUUACAGCAGGUAAGUGCAAGGUUACUUAAUCCUGCUUUUAGAGUUUCAUUUGUUCAUAGGUUAAUUAAUAGGCUAGCUGCCCUUGCAGGCCAUUUUAAGCCUAACCAAUUUCCCUUUUGGGGCUUGAAUUAACCUGUCUUAUGUGGCGUUAGAUGGGCUUUACCCAUCCUAUGGUCAAUAAUUAUAUGUUAUGCCUAGUGAGGGCAACUGCAAUCGUAUCAUAGAUAAUUUGAGGGGGCCCAUGCAUGGGAUAAAGCUUUUAGGAGCUGUCUCUGUCCAUCAGUAGCACUGGGUCAGUUAUGGAGUAAAUUUACUUUUUCCCAUCCAUAUAUCCAAGUUGAAUAUGGAUAACGAUGAGCCUUGUUUUAUAUGGAUGGUGUGUCUGUUCCAGAGCAGUGGUAUCCUCUGUGAGAUAAAUCUAUCCUUCCAAACCAUUUGUUGAUGUUUCAAAAGAAGCUUUUGUGGAAAUUUUUCCUUUGCCUCUUGGAUCCUGCUACAUUAAAGGUUAAAAUUCAUUUGUAUUUACAUUCAUAUAGUUUAAAAAUUUCUGAGGGGUGUUUUGAAGAAUCUUCGAUCUUUUGCAUUGGGUUCUUUGUUCUAACAGAAUGUAGCUUAAAUAAUCCAUUGAGUUUUUGCUAGCCUCUCCCACCUACUAUUCCCUCACUUCGCAUCCCACUCUUUCUCUCCAGUUUUCUCUUUCUCACUUGUAGAAGGCAUGUCCUUGUUUUAAACAUGGAUUUAUUUCAGAUGAAGCAUAAAAGAUAAAAGUAUAUUUUUAAUGAUUAUUUUAUUGAAUUCUAGUAUGUAGCCAUGCUUUGGCCAGUUAGCUUUGCAGAGCAAAGUUAAAUGGUCAUUAAUAUUAAAAGCCUCUUUCUCUCCACCCUUUUACCCAUAAUUAGUUUCAUUUCAGAACUUUAAUGUAAAGUUUAUAGUAUGAGGUAAACAACUUAGCCUAAUGUUACUUCAGUUUUAUUUGUAUAAAGUUAAAUAAAGGCAUAAUGUUUACAGAUGUACCAUAACAGCUUUAGCAUUUCCUGAAAUUUAAUUUUAUUUGAAGGAUAAAAGUAAUACAGAACAGUUUGGAAGUAUGUUUCAAAAAACUUUUGAAUAUUGGUUUUGAUUUCUAAAACACUUAAACAUGAUAUUUACCAAUUUCAGUUUAGGGAUAGUAAAUUCAUUAUAGCCAGCAUUAACUUUUUAGUGUAUAGAACAAUAUUAAAAUAAAAAAAAAUAGUAAUAAUUUAUUUUUGUACCUGUCAACAGCAGUCAUAUAAAUGAAGUGCCUUUCACAUUCUUCAGACCAUAAUAGGUUCAGAGUUGUUUGCUUGUUUUAUUAUUUUUCCCCAGGGGGAAAAACAUAGUAGAUGUUGUAUGGUUAUUUUACUUUUUCAGAAAGCAUUCCUUUCAUUGUCAGUCAAAUUAUCAUAACAUUAGAAAAUUACACAAAAGCAGUAUGCAGUUGUGCAGUAUAGAAGUCUGAGGUAGUAAAUCAGAAAGCUACAGCUGUAGAAAAGAAGUUAGAAAAAAAAACUUAACUUUGUUAAAAGUUUUGUUUUCAUCACUUCAGAGGACUGGAGAUUGGGGUGUAGGAACUGUGUAUAUCCGAGAUCUGUAGCUGUUGUCACACUAAUACUGGAUUACAGUGCAAACCAAAAAUGCUUGUAGUACUUGUAUAAACAGAUUGCAAGUGUUUUUUUUUUCUCCUUUGGUUUCCUUUGUUUGGCUGUAAUGUAAACUGCAGUUUUUUAAUUGUUUUAACAUGGACAGAUCUGUAAAAUAAAUUCAAUUCAGUUUGACCUUGUGCAGGUGUGAUAAGUAAUUGUGUGCACAUGUGCCUGUGCACAGGUACAUGUCACUGUCAGUGGUAUUCUUCCUUUAUCUUUUAUGAAACAGCCUACCAGCAGACCUAAACAACGCUUACAUUUAAAUAAAAUACACUGUGUCAGUGAUGACUCAUUUGUUUUACUGCAAGUGGGCUGAGUGACAGUACUGCCCCUGACUUCCAUUGCACAAUGUCUGUGAGCUGAGAGGAAAGAAGCUAUUGCAUUCCUCAUCUGUUAGAGUGUAAAAAUUGUUAACGGUGUAUUUUUCCUAUCUACAAAUUAAAGUGCAGGAUUUUUUGUGCUGUCUGUGUGGCUUAACGCUAGAUAAAAAUCAAAGAAAUGUCAUUGAAAUAGGAAGCCCAUUUUCCCUUCAUUAAUAUUACAGUGAAAAAAACAGCAGGUUAUGCAAACAAGUGUAGGUGGGUUCCUUUUCAUCCACAAGAGGUUUUGCAAUUUGAAAAAAAAAUCAGCAGCCUUUUUUCAGUAGAAAAAAAAGAUACCGUAUAGCAUUUUUUCUUUUUUUUUUUUUUCAGAAAACAUUCCUCAUACUUUCAUUUAGAAUUAUUAUAACAUUUGUAAAACUUAAUAAAAAUGAGUUGUACACUCUAAAGGU
This is a messenger RNA of Protopterus annectens (West African lungfish), 4888 nucleotides long. RefSeq names its product adaptor protein, phosphotyrosine interacting with PH domain and leucine zipper 2 (gene APPL2). The coding region runs from base 235 to 2238 and encodes 667 amino acids. Gene Ontology annotation, cellular component: cytoplasm; endosome membrane. Gene Ontology annotation, molecular function: protein binding. Lineage: Eukaryota; Metazoa; Chordata; Ceratodontiformes; Protopteridae. The record is from RefSeq and is a predicted model, not a curated record. The transcript has 21 exons. Gene Ontology annotation, biological process: signaling.